Molecule: messenger RNA, 6195 nt
Organism: Gloeophyllum trabeum ATCC 11539
Lineage: Eukaryota; Fungi; Basidiomycota; Agaricomycetes; Gloeophyllales; Gloeophyllaceae
Exons: 28
Coding region: 1-6195 (2064 amino acids)
Biological process (GO): maturation of SSU-rRNA from tricistronic rRNA transcript (SSU-rRNA, 5.8S rRNA, LSU-rRNA); positive regulation of transcription by RNA polymerase I
Cellular component (GO): 90S preribosome; t-UTP complex; small-subunit processome
Molecular function (GO): snoRNA binding
Source: RefSeq, a predicted model, not a curated record
AUGGUCUCCAGUCUCGCUGCGCAGCUCGCGCAAGGCGCGUCCCUAAACACCUCUCUUCUGGUCGACCGGUCUAAACGAAAAUGGGCGGAAUCAUAUCUGUUCACUGGACGAGAGGCGGACCAGCAUGACCUCGAUUCUAUACACGCUCUGGGUGUCAGCGGAUUCAUACGACUCAAGACACUUAAUCCUGCACUGAAUGCAUACGAAGAUGCCCUGUUCUCUGAUGCUACGAAGGGACUUGACCGAACACUUUUGAAUGUGACGGCGAACGCGGAGCUGGAUAAGAAUAUCGCAGGAUGCUUGAGACUCCUUGGUCCGUAUCUGAUGGAUGCACCGACCGGGAGAGUGAUUGAAUGGCUUGUGAGGAGAUUCAGAAUAAACGAAUUCAACGUUGAGAACGUCCUCCGGCUGUUCCUCCCUUACCAUGAUUCCCCCCAUUUCGCGAAAAUGGUCUCCAUUUUGCACCUCGACAAGCAGUCGAAAUGGGCGUUUCUGCUCCCCUUCAAAGCCGCCGCCCAGUACCUCCCUCGUACCGCUCUUGUGACCGAGAUGACGCGAAACACAGAUCUCGCUCGUUUCGUUGCAUCACUUUUCCCCAGUGCCCUCGAAGAGAGUUCCACCUAUCGCGCACUCGUCGCUUUCCACACCGGCGCUCUGCUGGACUUCAUCGCUGCGACCAAGUCUCUCAAUGAAGGACAACUGGCGUUUGUCCUUCCGGCGCUGUUGAAGCCUCUGCAGGUUACCACACCUGAGAAGACGCCGUACGUGAAGGACAUCGUACUCGGAAACUACGUGCUCCUCGCCGCACUUUCUCAGAAAUGUACGUUCUCGGCCGCAGCGCUCAAAGUGAUCGUCGAUGCCGCGGUUAGCAGCAGUCAACAUGUCAGUUUGAAUCAGUCCAUCCGCGCUGUCGUGUCGAUUUGCGCACCUCAAGAGGAGCUAGAGCAAUUCCCGGACGCUGCGCUCAAGAAAUUGCUCCAUACCCCGGACUGUGGCGAUGUGCUCAAGGAGAUCUUGGGCUUCGUCGGGGCAGAGAAGUUCGUCAAUCCGCUAAUCACUGGAUUGUUGCCUCAUCUCAAGAACGAGUCGGCAUACGUCAUACUAGAGGCAAUCUUAUCCUCACCGGAAGUGCCCAGCGCCAUAGUCCAACGCGCAGCCAGAUUGCUUCUGGGGCGCGUCAUCGACCCUGAAAGUGGCGAUGAGAAUAUGAGCCAAUACCGUCGGAUCCUAUCGUUGAUCCAGCAGCGGUAUCCUCUCGUGCUUCAGAAGGCUGCGGAGGAGACUAUCUCCGAAGACGAAGAUGCCAAGGAGGUUGUGGAACAGCUGAUCUUGUCGUUAUCCAUGGUACAAGUAUCGGGUGGUUCUGGUCAAGUCGAUGAGCCCAAUCAAGAUAUGAUAAUUGCUGCUAGUAACGCAGACCCAAGUGUUCGGAAUAUCGCCGUCCGCAAUAUCUAUGAAAUGCUUGAUACUAGCGAAGACAGGGCUCCGUCCGAACUGCAAGCCAUCCACCUCGCCCUUCUUACGCGCAUCCACGAUAGCAACAUCUCGGUGCUAGAGACGCUCUACUCUCAACCGACGUUGCUCCUCCCCAUCCUGACUCAGCACAAGGACACCUAUCUCUCGACGCUCUCGGCCGUCCUCCUAUCCAACAACACGCCUUCCCGCCCGGUCAUCCGGCUCCACAUCGCGUUCCUGUGCCACCACUUCUGCAAAGCCAACCCGUCCGCUAACCGCGAGGCAUUCGAGAAGGUGCUGUUCGCGUUCCUGCUUUUCUCCAAGCCGAGGCAGCGCACGGCUACUGCUGUAUGGGAAAUCAUCGGUGCCCCGGAGGGGCAGGAGGGCAUUGGCGGCUAUGAGCUCCUUGGAGGGUGCGUUGAUGCUGUGCAGUGGGAGAUGAGCAAGCAGGGAGCGAGCGAGAGCGAGGGGAAGAGCGCGCAGACGAUGGGGAGUACGAACUUGGCCUUGGCCUCCAAGAUAGCGGGCAACAUCGUUGCAUCCAACGACUAUGCGCAACACCUCAAGUAUGUGCUCGCGAAGCUUCAGGACCCGAACGCACACGCACGGCACCUCGCGUACCUCACCGCGCGUGCGCUUCUGGGCCUCGUCUCCGGGGAGCAUCAAGUCGAAGCGGCGCAUCGGCUCUUGGGUGCCAUGGGCCUCAACAGCUUGGAUGGCAUGGGCGAUUUCAUGACUGGAGUCGACACCCUCCACUCCUUCCUCAAUGACGAGGCGCUGGGGAUGACGGUGGUGCAGAAACCGAACAGCUGGAAUACGACUCGCCGUUUGCAGACUGCGAUCCUGGCUUUACUUCCGGUUAUCGUACGCCCCGCUCACGGGGCAGUGGAAUGGCUUUCUCAGCCGCAACCCCAGCAGGAGAAUGAUUCGGAAGAUUCCAGAGGCCUUCGUUAUGUGGAACUCAUGCGCAAAGUUUAUAGGCUCGCUAAUUCCUCAUCUGCCCUGCCGGUUUUGACGUCGAGUCUCCUGCGUGCAUUAUUCAUCAACCUCGGUGACGACUCGCUGGUCUUCCUGGCCGGCAUCUGGACCUCUCCCUCCGAAGAUGCAAAGGACGCAGAUGAACAGCGUCUUCGUGAAGCAGCCCUUCUGCAUGCUGCUGCGUUCCUUGCUGCCCACGACGGUACCGAUAAAGUAGUCGAUUUCCAAACGAUACUGCCAUCUGUCCUAGUGGCGUUGCAGGAUGAAGGAAUUGGCGUGCGUCGUGCUGCUAUGGAGUGUGUGUCGAUGAUCUGGCGACUGUCGGAAGUUGCUGAAGCUUCGUCCAUAUACGGGAUUGAAACCAUAUACGGAGCGGAUACUACUAAACUACAGUUUCUCGAGUGGCAAGAUUUCAAAAGGUACACUAACGCCCUGGUUUCGCAUCAUGAUCACCUGGUCAAUGACCGCGAGUACAUCAUAAACCUUCACGCGGAUAUGUUGGGGCGCAAGAGCAGCCCGAAGAAGGAAGCAAGUUACAAGCAACGAAUACUCUGCUAUCUCCUAUCUCAUGUCAAUGCCUGCUCCGUUCCCAACGCACGCCUGCGCCUUCUGAAGAUGGUCGAGGGCGUGUCACACAGAGCCAAGGCGGAGAUGCUAUUGCCCUUGCUACAAGGCAUAGCGGCGGACCCUGGGGCUGAAGCCUCAGUAGCUGCAAUGGGCGACGCAUUCGAGGAGUUUUGCACGCUAUUGGUCGGAUGCUUUGAUGUCUCUCUCACGAAGGAGUUCAAUAAUGGAGGGAGCCCUGUCUGGCCUGUUUAUCUUGGGACACUGCGGCGUGCUUCCGAUGAAGGAUUCUCGGCCUCUGCGAAUAUGGUUCUCUCUCGUAAUCUACAAGGUGGCUUGUUCGCCAGUCUAGUGUCAGAACGUCAAGUGGAGCUUUGCCAGGUUUUGCUCGAGUCGAGCGAACGAAAUGCGAAGGCUUCCUACGGCAGAGCCCUCCUGUCCAACAUCAUUCGCGAACCACAGCUCCUUGUCCAAUUGUUCAAUGGGCUUGCGCUGCCGGCGCUGGAGUCGGGCAACCGCGCGAGCAAACGAGCCAAAUACGACAGUGCCGAUACUACGAACGAUGAUCAGAACACGCUAUCUUCAAUGACCAUUCUCGCUGAGAUUGUUCACGCCCAACCCAUUGUAGGGUCGGCUGAGUUAGUGACUUGCCUGGUGGAAACUCUCGGGAAAGUGGCGCACUGCGAUUCCUGGGGGCAGACGGAGAAAAGUUACAUAGAACAGCUCCUUAUGUCCGCGCUGGAACGGAUGAGUGCACAAUCCAUACCUGAUCUCAAAGCGUCUUCACUCCGGCUCGACAUCCUUGUCGAGUUGAUCAGAGGCGCCGAUAACCCUCAGACUUUCAAUCAGGUUCUGCUUUUGAUGGCUUCUAUGGCCCGCUUGGCGCCUGAAGCUGUCCUGCAUAAUAUAAUGCCCAUUUUCACCUUUAUGGGCUCAAAUGUCUUCCACAGGGAUGAUGCUUAUAGUUUCAAUGUGGUACAGAAGACAAUUGACAGUAUAGUGCCAGUGAUGGUUUCCUCUCUGAAGUCUGGGAACAGCUCAAAGCUGGACUUAAUCAUUGCUUCACGGGACUUUCUUCGGAUCUUUGUGGACGCCUCAAGCCAUAUACCCCGUCAUCGUCGCGCAAAUUUCUUUGCCCACCUGGUGGACGUACUUGGACCAGACGACUUCUUAGCGCCGCUUUGCAUGCUCUUCAUCGAAAAAUCAGCAAAUCGUAUUGUGCGCCAGAAUUUGAACGAACUACUAUCCACCUUAUCGUUACCAAUGGCGAUCGUUGAACACUGUGAACCGCUGGUGCAGUUAGAAGCUUUGUCCGAAUUCCUCCUGGAGAGUCAACGCCUCCUUCAUCGGCUCAUGAAUCCUGAAGAUACAACCUCCACAUUCCUUGACAGCAUGCGGGUUGACGACGAGCAAUCUUCAACCAAGACACUCCUCUAUAGACGUCGAGCUCGUUCAUUGAAUAUUUUUGUCGGCCAAGCCGCACAGCACUCCCCGAGUCUCCUGAGGAGCCACCGCACACCACAGUCGGCGCUGGCGAUCAAUGCGCUCGUCUCUCGGUUUUUACAGCUAGUCUCCAUGGCGGAUGCCGAAUCGAAAGACGAAGGUGUACUCGAUGUCGUCCAAGCUGCUCAGGCUUCCUUAAGCCAAUGUCUCGGCGUCAUGCACGCUACCGACUUCCUUGACUCGGUGGCCGCCGUUCUUGAAUCGGAUGACGCGAAGAUAAUCAUCGGAGCCUUGGACGUUCUCUCUGUUCGCUUGCCUGAAGUCUCGGAUGAGACCAGGCACACGGCGACCCCAACCAUUAAGCGUAUCAUUGGUUCCCUAGAGCGCAUCCUGGGUGGCAGUGGCAAUAACUCUGUGAAGUCGCGUGCAUUUAUAGCGGUUAAAGCGAUUGGCGAGUCGGCUUGUGCUGGCGAAGAGAAUGCACUCUUGACUAUGGUGCCGAGGAUACUUGAGGCCAUGCGUAACGGAAUCGCAACAGUGCAUGCCACUGCUGCACUACCGCCUAUAAUAGCGAAGAUUGGGCCUCGCGUCCUGCCCUAUUUCAGGGAUAUUAUACAACGAUGCGUCAGUGUCAUCCACGGCACCACACAUGAUCCCGCAGAUUCUGCGCCUGCGGCCCGCACGCUCUCUGCCCUAUUGGACUCUAUCCCUAAUCUAUGGGGUAGUGGUGAAAUCACGCAGGUGCUGGAGACGUAUUUGACUGCACCAGAUAUGUCAAGCGUUUCUUCCGCCAUGGAUGGUGUUGUCAAGACUGCUACAAAGAAACUGCCGUCCAGCGUGCUCUUAUCCACCUUGUGCAAUGUUCCAGUUUAUGCAGAUUCGGCGGCCAUGUCUCGUCCUGCGAAAUACUUCUAUCUGUUGCGGAGAGCCUUGCGAGUAGGAGAGCGAUCUGUCGUCAUGGAUAAUCUACGACCUCUCCUUCAAGUAUUCCUCCAUGGUUUUGAAGCUCGGCAGAUGGCGAAGCAUACCGUAGACGAGCUUGAGAGCAGCAUAAUUACUGCUUUCGUGGAAUUUGUGGCGAAAAUGAACGAGACCGCCUUCAGGCCGAUAUUCAGGAAGCUCUACGAUUGGGCGUUUGGCGAUAAUGGCUCUGAUAAGGACCGAAAGAUUACCUUCUGCCAUACCUACGAAGCUUUGCUCGACUACUUCAAGAAUCUCAUGACCCCUUACAUGUCAUUCCUGAUGACUCCAUUCAUCGAGAUUCUACAAACACUCAGCGGGUCAACGACGGAGGGAGAUCCUACCCUGUGGAGUUCCGUGCUCAGGAUUUUGACGGAAACCUUCCGUUUCGAUGAAGGAGUCUUUUGGCGAGACGAUAAGCUACGUCAAGUUGCUCCUGCCCUAGUGGGACAGGUGCCUGUCUGCUUGAGGAUGGGCACCGCAGAUGGCAAGAGGUUUCUGCGAGAUUGCCUCACCGCUUUCGUAGAUGCCAUUAGCGAAGAAGCGCUGCUGAAAAAGGUCAACUUGGACUUGCUGAUGCAUACUCGUUCGGAUGAUCCUGCUCUGCGGAUAUAUGCCCUUGAUUGUUCAGAAGCAAUCUGGAGGAAUCAUGGGAACAAGCUGCUUGGCUUCGUCGCGGAGACGUCGACUUUCAUUGCUGAGUGUGCAGAGGAUGAGAAUGACACUGUGGUGACCGAAUGCCGUAAAUUGAAGGAGACAAUAGAGAGUAUAGCAGGGAAGAUAGAUGAGCUGUGA